Molecule: messenger RNA, 651 nt
Organism: Saccharomyces cerevisiae S288C
Lineage: Eukaryota; Fungi; Ascomycota; Saccharomycetes; Saccharomycetales; Saccharomycetaceae
Gene: INA22
Product: Ina22p
Exons: 1
Coding region: 1-651 (216 amino acids)
Cellular component (GO): mitochondrial inner membrane
Source: RefSeq, marked reviewed
AUGUUUAUGGCAAGACAAGUGUUAAGAAAUGGUCUAUUUUUAAGGAGCCUUGCUCCCAUAAAGAUAACCGCUAGAACUGUUGCAUCAGCAAAUGCGGGCAUUAAGAGAAAGUCAAGAUUUGAUAAAACAAUGAUCAAACCUUUACUUUUGGUAAUGAUAUUUGGGUCGAUAUUAAACGCAGUAAUAGCCGAGAAAAGGAACAUUAUUGAUAUGGAAAGGAAAUAUAAGCUAAAACUUGAUAAAUUGAAAGAGCUGAUACGGAGGGUUCAUGAUAAUAAUGGAAAGGUAGACUUCGACGCAGAUGAUGAAUUGAAACUUGUGAAUUUGCGUUUAGGAAUCGUCGGCAAGAACGCAACUGGGAUGAAGGAAGAUGAGACUGAUAUUGUGGUUCCUAAGGAAGAGUCAUUGGAAGAGAUCUGGCAAAGUAUAAUAGACGAGGCAAAAAAAGAAGUAAUCGAAAAAACUCCAGAUGCUGGCGUUAAGAACAAAGAAGGGAUUGUCACUGAUUUGAAUGUUCUAAAAGAUUUAGAAAAGUCGAAAAAAGAAGAUGAAAAGGUUUACCUAAGUGGUGAUGUCCAUAUGAUGAUGAACCAACCAGGUGAUUUGAAUGAAAUCGCCAAAGAACAUGAUAAAAUCCCAAAAUUUCUAUAG